CUUGUGGAAUAUCAAGGGAGUUUUCUUCUAGAUGAUAAUUCCGUACAUUCGCAACGGAUUCCAUUCUGAUUGAAAGAAAAAGGUAUUGGUAUGCAACCGGGGCAAAUGGAGUCCAAUCAGAAGUACAGGUAGCAGGGAUACACUUACUUGUCCAGUUGACCCACUGACGUCACUUCCUACACCAGAACGUCGAAACCAUACAAAACACGUGACCAAAUAGAAUACACUCACAACAACGUCGAAAACUCUGCUUAAUUUUAUUUGGAGAAACUCUCAAGAUUCAACAUUUUCAGAACGGAGAAGACUCCUCAUUUGCCUAUGGACGCCUGCUGCCGGGAAAGCCUGGCACUAUUGGCGCACUGACAUGGAGUGGAUGAAAUUAUAUGGCCACUUUCGGCUGCUGCAAAAUGGAUAAAAUAAGCGGAGGUGGUGAUUACUGUGAGGACGAGUCAUCGUGAAAAGGAAAUAUUGUCUCUGGUCAACAUUGCCAUUUAGUCUAAGUUGGUUGAUUCCGGUGUUGUGCCAUUUGGGCUAACUUCGUUGAUUCCGAUUCAGACCAUGUGUUGUGUAAGUUCGGGAUGAUAUCGGGAAUAUAUGGGAUGCAGGUUAUGCAUACGUUCAGCGGGAUUAGAAGCUAAAAGGUUUGCAGUGAGUUCUGGACUGGUUGUAAGUGAAUAAUAUUCCUUAGGAAUUUAGUUGUGAUAUCAUUCAUAUUGGGAUUUUGUGACUUUUGGUGUCGUCUGUGUCAAUUUGAUACUUUUGAUUUAUCGAACGCGUUGGAUAACAAAUUAAUCUGUUAAUUUAUCCUACCAAAGGGAAUUUACGUCAGUUGUACUGAAGCAGAAGAUAUUUGGAUAAGUUGAAUUGUUGUAUUCUUGACUUAGUGGAAUAUAUUUCAGAUCCAACUGCUGGAUGUUUACGCUGGAACUUCGCAUCUGCUGCUUGGAGUAAAUAACCUUAACCCCGCGGACUAAGACGGUGCGGCAAAAUAUUACAGUAAGGAAUAUAUACUGGUGUUUAAGGACGUAAUACUGCUGAGGGCGAAAAUCAGCAUCUGGCUUGAGAAUAGAGUAAAAAUCAUUUGAACACAAAGUGUUGUGCAGGAUUGUUAAAAAGUUAUAAAAUCGAUGUGUCAGGUCUAUGCAACUUGAAAAAUACGGGUGAAAACGCGAACGUCUGUUGCAUAACAUAAGGGUGAUCGAGUGGUGAUCUAAUACUUAAUGAUCAGUUUCUCAUGAAUUCUCCAGUUGACUUUCAGUUUGCUUGGAUACUUCUAAAUGCAUCGCACGAGGCAGACGAAUUGUGAGACAUCAUCGGUGAAAGUGUGCGGAUUCGUCAUCGAGGGAUGCCGACACUAAAGAUGGAAUACUACCACGGGAUAUUACUCGCAAUCAUAGGAAUAUCAAUGUGCGCUUGCCUAACCUUUGCUGACGACAACGAAUACCGGCUAAUCCACGAUCUUCUUCGCAACUACGACAAACGAAUCCGUCCAUCGAGGAAUGCUACUGAACCAAUGAAUGUCACAUUCGGCCUCGCUCUCAGUCAAAUCAUUGACGUGGAUGAGAAAAACCAAAUCAUCACAACAAACUGCUGGCUCAAUCAGAAUUGGUAUGACGAUAAGUUUGUGUGGAAUUCGUCAGAUUAUGGCGGCAUCAAAGAGGUCAUGUUACCUUAUGAUGUCGCCUGGAGGCCUGAUAUACUCCUGUAUAAUAACGCCGACUCGGCCUCCCACUGGUCGUCAAUGAGCACAAACAUUAUGGUGACCAGCGACGGCAACGUCACGUGGCUUUCAAUGGUCAUAUUCAAAAGCAGCUGCUCCGUCGAUGUAAAAUACUUUCCGUUUGACGAACAAAACUGUAGCAUGUGGUUCGGAUCAUGGAGCUACGACUCGAAAUACAUUCUUUUAAAAACAACAUCAGACGAAGGAGACAAGACGAACUAUAUACCAAACACAGAAUGGCAAUUAGUAGAAUUGCACGUGGAGGAGAAAAAUAUAACAUUUUCUUGUUGCAUUACCCCGUGGCCAAUGGUGGUGUACACUGUUCAGAUGCGACGGAAACCGCUGUUCUAUAUUUUCAACAUGGUAUUGCCGUGUAAUUUGAUAACUUUAGUGGCACUCUUGGGUUUUUACGUGCCGUCUGACUCGGGUGAAAAAAUAACCAUGGGGAUCACGACGCUGUUGUCCAUGACUGUGUUCCUAAUGAUAGUGGCGGAUAGUAUGCCAGCUACGUCGGAUGUAUUACCACUUAUAGGCCUCUACUAUGGUAUUACUAUAGCAAUUGUCUCGUUCGCCACUGCCAUGACCGUCUUUACUUUAAACAUCCACCACAAGGGCUUCCGGGGUAAAGAGGUACCAGACUACAUCAAGAAGAUCUGCUUUGGAUUCCUAGCCAAGAUUCUGUGUCUGAGAUUAGACCUGCCAGAAACCGCUCCUGGUGAUAUGCAGGGUGGAACAACGAACGAUCAGACGACGUCUACUUCGCCAACCACUGUUUCGUAUAUACCAACACCGAUGGACAACCCCCUGAUCAACAGUCCAGACUCAGGAGUCAUAGACCUCCAUGAAUUUCGUAAUAACAGAUACCAACAAGAUAUGAACUUUCGCGAGACAGAGCCGUUAUACAACACGUUUACCUCCGGAGAAGGCGGGGAGACCGGCAACAGUUCAUAUAUGAGGUUACGGCAGGCAAACAAAUGGUUACGGCCGGAGACUGGGAAGACGCAUAUGACGCAACUUGACUUCGUUCCGCAGGGAGAAUUUAAACGUCGAUACGACUCGGAGCCGGGGACGAUUCCAGAAAAUGGCGGCCUUUCGCCUCGCAUGACAAGUAGAUUACGUAAUCCAGGAACUGGUGGCACGAGUCGUAGUACUAGUAAUACAAACUCUACAAAUACGGACGAUUUCGAGAGACAGUUUCUCCGAGUUUUGCAAAAGGUGUAUCAGACGAUAGAGAAGAAUGAAAUGCGCCUGGCAGAUCAGGAUCGUCGGGAUGCUAUUAAGUUAGAAUGGCAACAGGUGGCGCUGGUGGUUGAUCGUCUGCUUUUAACUUUGUUCGUCGGUGCAACUCUGGGGGUGACUUUAGCCAUUUUAUUCCAGGCGCCUUAUUCAACCUCGUCCUUGUUCGGAAGUCAACAGGAGGAACGAGGAGGAUUUUUUGUGCAAUGAUGACGUCACAUCCUCCACCUGGUUUCUAAUUCAUUAAACAAUCGCCAGGGGCUCUCCCCUUCUCUCGUCGAAUUUAGGCAGGAGACCCUUCGCGACGAGAAUUCAUAGCCACACCCAUUCCCGAUGCAUUCACACAGCUUUGGCAUAGUCCAUAAGCUCAUUAUUUGGCGAUGUUUUCAGGGCUGGGUGGUGAAGGCUACAUGUAAUUACCCGUCAGGUGGCGUCUGUAUCGCAGCCGUCAAUUCCUUCCAACAUAUCAAUCGUCAGCUGCUUUAUAGAGGCUACUUGAUGGGAAGUAUAACAAUUAACAUUCACCGUUAACUAUAGACUCGAUGACAAGAUAAUGGGGCAAGAGUGUAGGUUUAAAAUUGACAAAUCAUGAAUAUGCAAUGAAUAGAACUGGGCGAACUCAAUCAAUUGGGCAUACUGCAUGUGACUAAAAUCUCCCUUUGUUUAUCAGAUGAUAAGAGGGUGAUGGCAGCCACGCUGUCUCUUAUGGUCAUUUCUGGGGCAAUAUCAUCUUGGCAUGCCUGUUUCUAGUGUCCCAGUAGGAAUAAGUUUCUUGAGAGCAUGGAAUUUAUUGAAGGGAAUGGGGUCACGUUUUUGCGGAUUAUGGGGAUUCCAAGCAGUUUUAGUCAAAUCACAACAGACAUUUUUCGUCAUUAGGUGACGUCUUGAAGCACCCUUGAUAUGAACCUUUCGUUGGAGUCAGGAACUGGGCACGAGGUUGGUCUUGUUCUCUUCACUGGCACUAGAGGGCUAAACAUUUUACUGCCUUCUAGUGGCGGCUGGGAGAACUAACUGAGCGCUGGAAUAUAAUGUAUUGUCGAGGAUCCAAGAAGACCAGGCUGAAGUUGUGUAAAAUUAGUAGCCAACGUUAACUUGGUAUCGUCGGCUGAAGUUAGGCAUCGACCCGUUUCAUCCUUAACCUAUAGAUGACGUUAUCGUCAACGUGAUAGAUUACAUUUCGGCUUCGUGAUUUUCAGCCUGCCGCCACCUGGUGGAUUGAAUCACAACUCAUUCUUUAUCACUUUUCAUUGACAUUUUUGCAAAUGAUGUAAUAUAGUAGGUACAUGUAUAUUAUCAUUGAAUCACAGAACUGUGGUAUAUAUUUGUAUUUGAUACCUUGCUAGCAUGUGUAUAUAGCCCAAGAUAUAAAAUUUUGCCUACCGCACAUAUCUACAUGUAUUUAUUCUUGAAUUGAGCAAUGCACCAUGUUCGUAUCAAUCUUACACUAGGUCUGUGAAACUGGUUGUAAAGGGACACACCGUUUAAUUUGCGCUAGAUAUGUCCCUAUCGUCUCAAUGGGAAAGCAUGGGAAUCUCUUUGGGUAGUAACAGGGUAGCCCUUACCAAUAAGGGGGAUGAACAAUGGGUUCCCAUCUAGUUUGGACGUGACUUUGCUUGUGGUUUGAUGACAAAACUUUCAAGUGAAUACUUCCUAGAAUUGUUGAUAGAUGGCACUGAAGGAAUAAUGGUAGUACACGUAAUUACGCACUGCACCUCUACAACAACGCCGAUUGUCGAGUCGACUAUGGGUGUGCUUUAUCGCAAGGAAUUGCAGAUUCCUUCUCACAAAACGCCACGGUGUCUGCUGAUGUUGCUUUCUUUUAUUAACUGCUAAAUAUCAUCACUUGGACAGAACGAUUGCCUGGUGAUUUUAUGUGCUCUUGAAUCGUAUGGUUGCUUACUUUGCCGGGCCGACACCCAUCGAUGCGAAGAGCUCAGAAGGCCUAUCGCCACUAAGUGCUUCACGCGGCCUAUCUAGCACGGAGACUCUUUUAUUUCAUGUCGCGUUAAGUCUAUGGACUACAACCUUGUGCUAUAUACGCCGCGUAAAGUACUGUUCAGGGAUUAGAUUUAUCUACUUGAAGUGUAAAGCAAAGAAAAUAUUGUAAACUGUUUCAGUUGGGGCAGUGGAGUGAGCUACUUUUAGCUUCCCAUUAACCCCCCCCCCCCCCUCAUGGAUGAUAGCACCUCCUUUUUACAGGGCUUUGACGAAGAUAACUCCUCACCGUCUCUGGGUAUCGUGUUUGGCAAAACCAUGCUAUUCUUGAUUGCAUUAUCCCGUUCGUACGACACACUAUUAUCAUUGUUAGAGUAGUCAUAUUUUUAGAUGUUGUCCACACUGAAUUAUCAUUUUUCAAAACUACAUUGUCAUUUGGGGUUAAAACUGUAAGAUACUGUUAUCAAACUAAAACGGGGGCAUAAUUUUUAUGAUGACCAGGGAAAGUGAUCACGUGUUUAGCGGGAGUUGCUGACGUAAUGAGUAUUUGUCCGAAGGUCAAGGGCAAAGGAGCGAUAUUGUAGUAUCCUAUUGCAGCAGGUUGUUCAAUGUACUACCAUUCUUUGCUUUUCAUAUCAUCACCAUCAACAAUAUUGUCAAUCAUGUCAAUAUCGUCAUCAUUGUCAUCGUCAUCAUCAUUAUCAACCUAAUUAUAAUCUUCAUCAUCGUAUCAUCAUCAGCAGCAGCAGCAUCAUCUACCUUCCUCAGUUGAAAUUGCGGUUGAUAUGUCCUCAUCAUCGUCAUCAUCAUCCUCUUCUUCUUCAUCAUCAUUAUCACCAUUGGUCUUUUCCCAGCUUUUGUCAUUUUCACGGUUAAUUUAUCUUAUCGAUUGUGCAAAUUGCGAAGCUCAUCGCCAACUUAUUUUCACCCAAACAUCAAUACAGGUUAUUUUUGGUGUUGUCAAUCUGUUUUUAACCUCCCGUUUCCGAUAUAACACUGCAAAGCCGGUCAGGAACACCUUGAAUGGAAAGAGUCGUGAUGUAUUUUGUAUCCUUACCGAUUUUACAGCUACUGCAUAAUCUGCUGACUCGUCAUCGUCAUUGUCAACAUCAUCAUAAGCAUUCAUCCAUUGAUCACUUCAUAGUCAUAGUUGAUCAUAUCUUUACUCGCCUCCGACUGGCAUGACUGGUGUGAAGCUCACCUUAAACUCAGCACAGGUAGCAAUGGGUUCACAAUGCAGCCUCUGACAUUUCAUAAGCCAUUCUACAAAGACGUUACCACAAGUCUAAGCGGCGUCCUUCAUCUGUUUAUUUGACAUUCCUGAAACUAUGCAUCUCCAGGUAUAAUUUCCAUUCCCAUUGUCAUUAUGACCUCUCCCUCUUCAUCGUUUCCAUUCUAUUCCCAACUCUGUCAUGUGCAUUAUAUCAUCAAAGAGGCCUAUACCUUAGGCAACAGAGAGGCCUAUAGGCCUAAUCAUCAAUCCAUCUUUCAAAAUACUCUCUUAUUGACAUCAUCAUAAUAAACGUCGUCGUCAUAAAUGUCAUCGUUAUUCAUCGUCAUUAUUGUUACACAGCAUCAUCUGCGUCUGCGUUACUAUCAUGCUGACACCAUCAUCAUCAUCACCAUCAUCAUCAUCAUUAUCAUCAUCGUCAUCAUCCUAUUCAUCAUCAUCGUCGUCAUCGUCGUCAUCAUCAUCAUCAUCAUCAUCGUCAUCGUCAUCGUUAAAAAACAUCGGAAAAGACGGAUUUAUAACAGUUUUCUUCGAUAGUUUCUUUACUUUAUCUUUGCAUUAGCUGUUAAAGUCUAUGUACACUAGUGUAAGUUUGUCAUUUAAUCUUCACAUGUUCCUUUAUUCUCAUUGCCUCUUGCUUGUAUCUUCAGUUGUUACUUGAACAACCUGCGUGGUAGAAAACGAACUGGUAAAGUCGUCACGUGAAUAUUAAGUUCUAAGACUUCAUAUUUGUAUAAAUAUAUAUAACAAGAAGAAUACACUUUUAUACGAUGAA
Molecule: messenger RNA, 6897 nt
Organism: Lineus longissimus
Lineage: Eukaryota; Metazoa; Nemertea; Pilidiophora; Heteronemertea; Lineidae
Product: ligand-gated ion channel 4-like
Exons: 12
Coding region: 1346-3166 (606 amino acids)
Biological process (GO): chemical synaptic transmission; monoatomic ion transmembrane transport; regulation of membrane potential
Cellular component (GO): neuron projection; plasma membrane; synapse
Molecular function (GO): acetylcholine-gated monoatomic cation-selective channel activity; transmembrane signaling receptor activity
Source: RefSeq, a predicted model, not a curated record